Molecule: messenger RNA, 807 nt
Organism: Trichoderma gamsii
Lineage: Eukaryota; Fungi; Ascomycota; Sordariomycetes; Hypocreales; Hypocreaceae
Exons: 3
Coding region: 1-807 (268 amino acids)
Source: RefSeq, a predicted model, not a curated record
AUGGCUAUCGCAGUUCUCUUUCUCCCAGAAGCAUCAGACUACAUCGCUGCCAAUGCUCAGGCUUCACUAGAUCUAGCCGUCCCGCAAGCGUCGUCUCCGUUUGUCCAAGGCCUCCGAGCCGCUGCAAAGGCCCACUCCAUUGCCGUCCAUGUCGGCAUUCACGACACCGUGUUGGGUCAGGAGGCCGACCAGCCAACGCGCAAGAUCCUGAACCGGGCGUUGUAUAUCAACUCGGACGGCAUGAUACAGCACUCGGCUACGUACGACAAGCUGCACGUAUUCGACUAUGGGGCCCUCCGGGAGAGCGCCACCGUCCAGCCAGGCACAAAGUUCACUGCUCCGGUUGACUCUCCCGUCGGCAGGAUAGGCAGCCUAAUCUGCUUUGACUUGCGUUUCCCCGAAACAGCCCUCGCCCUCGCCCAGCCCGGUCGCAGCAGUCCCUGGGCGGCCCGUCCGGCGCAAAUCAUCACGUAUCCCAGUGCGUUUACGCUGCGUACGGGAGAAGCUCACUGGGAGACGCUACUCCGGGCUCGCGCCAUCGAGACGCAGAGCUACGUGGUCGCAGCAGCCCAGGUCGGCCGCCACAACGAGAAGCGAGCCAGCUACGGCCGCAGCAUGGUUGUUGACCCAUGGGGCAAAGUGCUGCUCUGCCUCAAGGGCGUGGCGGAUGCGGAAGGCAACGCGGCAGACGGGGCCGUGGAGGAGGUUGGCUUCGUGGACAUUGACCUGGACGAGCUAGAGAGAGUGCGCAGGGAGAUGCCGCUGCAGCGACGAACCGAUGUUUAUCCCGAGCUUACCGUCGUCUAA